AUUUAAUUGCUGAAGCGCCACGUAGGAGGGUCCAUGGUUCAUAGGCGCGUUGCAGGAAAUCACCCGAAAAGGGGGGAAAUAAAAUCAAUACUUCGAUAUUUGUUUUAGGAAAGUGUUUGAACUGCCGAGAAACAAGUGAGCAUCGCCAAUCAAUCGUGGAAUGGAUUGUAUUCUUUCCAUCAAACACUAGGGAACGAAGAAAAAAUCAUCUCUCCAGCAUGAGCAACUACAAAUAUUCAAAAGCUGAUACCGACAAUGAUGAAAACCUGGGUCUUCAUCGACCACUCUCACCAAGUGAAGCAAGUGGUUUACAAACAAGAAGUAACCAUAAACCUGUCACCACCGAUGUCGCAACAUCGAAGGGGUUAUCUCAAGGUAGCGAGGAUGAGCUCGCUAAGCCACCUAAUGGAUUGUGCUCGAUGCGUUACUUGGUGACCUACCUUUCUUGUUUUGGUUUCUUUACUACGUACAUGGGAAGGAACACACUGAGUGUUGCUAUGACGGUCAUGGUGAAUUCAACAAGUAACGGCUACGAACUUUAUGAGAUGAGCCACCAGAAUCAAUCCAUCGGUUUUCAAGUUUGCCAUGCAAGCGUUCCCACGAAUAUGAGCAUCAAGGGAGAAGAUGGUCCUUUCCACUGGAGCAGCUGGACCCAAGAACUGAUCUUAGCAUCUGGCUUUUACGGCUUUCCUUGGUUACAAAUCCCGGCAGGUUUUUUAGCCGAUGCCAACGGGAAUGCUGCGGUCUGGCUGUUGGCGAUAGGUUUUGGAGGAUCUGCACUCUGCACACUUUUGACGCCAUUUGUUGCUUAUCAGGGAGUACCUUUACUCGUCACGGUCCAGAUUAUUUCGGGUAUUUUGCAGAGUUGGAGCUAUCCUGUUUUCAUAGCUUUAAUGUCAAGGUGGGCGCCCCCAAGUGAGCGUAGUCGCCUUGCCACCAUCGGAACCUCAGGCAUACCAUUGGGUCAGGUCAUAGGUCAGCCUAUUGCUGGUCUCUGGUCAAGCUCAGAGUCUACUGGGGGAUGGCCUUCAGCAUUCUAUUUUUCAGGAACACUUGGUCUACUAUGUUCCAUCGCCUGGGUGUUUCUCGUGUACCCAUCACCGUCGGCUCAUCCUCGAAUCUCACCAAAAGAACGAAAUUAUAUUGAACAAAAUCUACGCCUUGAAAGCAGGAAACCUGAAACGUAUCCGUGGAAAUCUAUCCUUACAUCAGGGCCUGUAUUAGCUGUGUGCGUCGCAAUUUUUAGUCAUUUGUGGAUCAUAUAUCUCUUUAUGACCAAUCUACCUAUUUAUCUGAAAGCUGUGCUCCAUUUUGAUAUCAAACAGACUGGGUUUUUGGCGGCUGUGCCAUUCUUUUUUCUCUGGUUGGUCUGGAUAGUUGGAGGACGAUUCGCAGACUUUCUGAUUGAUCAUACAAACUUCAGGGUUACAACAGUCAGAAAAUUUAUAACAUUUCUUGCUUUUAUGCCGCCCGCUGUCCUUCUCGUGCUCAUGGGGUACGUCGGAUGCAACACUACCGCAAUAAUGGUAAUUCUCACCCUUGGUCUUUCAAUGAAUGGUCUUUCGAUGUCUGGGCCAACUAUGUGUCCACUCGACUUCGCUCCUAGCUACGCUGGUAUCAUCAGCGCCAUCGCCAAUGUGUUCGCGACGACGUCGGGAUUUCUGGUUCCGUUGCUCGUCGCUCAGUUCACAGAGGAUCAGACUGACCCACGCGGAUGGAAGAUUGUAUUUUGGAUAAGUGCUGUCAUCAUGAUGUUUGGAAUGGUGUUCUUCCUCAUCUUUGGAACAUCUGAGCUUCAGUCUUGGGCGAGGAGGACAGAAGAUGAUAAUAAGAAUGAAUUUGAUAGCGAAUCAUAACAUAUCAGCCGUGACACCUCCCCAAGUGGACUAGCCCGAGGAAUCAAUAGAUUGGAUAUAUACUUUAACAGAUGGAUCGCAUGUUUCCUUUUGAAAGGGGAUUCACCCUGACGAAUAUGUUAAUUUCAUGAAAGCGGAAAACUUAGAGAUAGGCCUAACAGGGAAGGUUUGUCGAAAAUUCACCAAAAAUAAAAAAGCUAUAAACUUUUUAAUUUGUGGCGUCUCUUGCGAGUAGCGUCUUCAUUAAUCAUGUAUACAAAUUCCAAUGUUUCAUUUUUUAUGGAAUGUGAUAAAUACAUUUUUUCUUAUAAAAGUGAGUAUAGCAUUUGGGGAAUCACUGGAGGAUGUGCUCAGUUUAAAAGUUAACUCCGUUAUUCUUUAACUGAAUUUCAUCAGUCCUUCACAAAAGAAAAUUUCGAAUUUUUCUACUUUUAUUAAAACCAACUUAUCAUCAGGGUGAAGUACCCCUUUAGGUUUAAACAAUAAAAAUCAAGUAAAAAUUGUACUUCAGUUAUUUUCCCCGUUUUUGCCGUCUUCUUCAUUUUACCUUGGUAGGCAUAUAUGAAUUUCUCGUUCAUUUCUCCCUCCUGGCUCCCCAUCUCACCCCCCCCCCCCUUCUUCUCGCGCGCGUGCUCUCUCUCCCCCUCCCCCUCUCUCUCACUCUCUCUCUCACACACACAACCUCCCACAUCCACCUAUUAUAUCUCACGCUAUCUCUCUCUCAACAUAAUCAUGUCCUCUUUUCAUACACACGCCCAAAAGCAUUUCCCCCUCCUUCUUCUGAAUCUGGAGAACCCCCUCGCCCCCUCCCAAUCAACCCCUUCCCUAUCUUUCUCAAUCUAUUUUUAACAUAAGAGUAGGCCUAUAUUUGGGCUAAUUAUAAAUAUUGUGAAAAUAAAUGUGGUUUGAACGAGGAGGAAUUUCAAGUGGAAGGAUCGUGGGAGCCCGGGGGCGUGGGAGUGUCAUCAUUGCGAAAGAGUGCGCAAUAUUAUUAACCCUUCUUCAUAACGGGCAAAUAGUGACUGAACUAAAAAUGAUAAUGAUGAUGAUGAUGGUGAUAAUGAUGAUGAUGAUGAUUAUGAAGUUGAUGAUGAUGAUGAUGAUGAUGAUGAUGAUGGUGAUGAUGCAUGGUGAUAGUGAUGGUGAUGAUGAUGAUGAUAAUGAUGAUGAUGCUAGCGGUUGUGGUGGCGGUGCUGGUGGUGUUAAUGAUGGUGGUGUUAAGAUGUUAUGGCUCAGUGGAUAGGUCGUCAUACAUUUGAACCACAAGGUCCGGGGUUCGAAUACCACCGCGACACUCGUGUCCUUUUGCAAGGCGUUUAUUAUCUACAUCUGUCACUCUUCACCUAUAUGUAUAUAAAUGGGAAGGAAUUCCUUGAAGGCUGGAGCACCUAAACAGGGUAGCCGUCCAUGCAUGGUCUAAACAUUGUGCAGAUGUUGCAUGAUGAUGAUGAUUAUCAUGAUGGUGAUGAUGAUGAAGGUUGUUGGUAUAUAAAUUUAUAUGUAUUACGAUUGAGUUAUCCCUGACCAAUUAUAUGAAAGAAUGGCAUAACAUAUUCUUUUUAUGUAGGAUGAAUAUAUAUUCAGUUAGUAACUUGUAUUUUUUCAGUGGGAUUUAUAUAAGGCCAUGCCUUUGAAAUCUAUUUUUCUGGUUACCAUGUUUACAUCGAUUUAGGAAACUUGUUAAUUUGCAUAAAUGAUUUCGGUAACAGAUUUGUAAGUUAAUUGUGAUGGGGGGGAAUGAUCUUUGAGUGUGGAGUUUCUUACAGUGUGUGAUGGAAGGGGGGGUGCGAGUGUCAGUGUGAGGAUAUAAACUUUAUAAAGGGUAUGUCUAUGAUUCGAGGCGAGGGGGAACGUGUGAGAGAGUUAGAGGGCGGCUGGUCGUCUCCUCCCUCACUUCUGCCCUUUCCAGCCUGAGUAGGUUUUUGUUUUAAUGCUUUGCAUCAUGGUCUUUCUUAAUUAUUUUUUAAUAACUUUGCCAAAGUUUGUUGCUGAUUGGUUUUCAUUCUAGGGGUUCUUGCUCAUGUAAAAAUAUGAUAUUGUUUUAAUGAAAUGAUAUACAUGUACUCCGCUUUCUCCUUGUUGAUUUUUUUUUUUUUUUUCUUUUCCGAUCACUCCAAUCCCUUGUAUAUAUUUUGAUUGAUUUUUGAUUUUUUUUGUAACUUUUAUAGUGGAAUUUGAUGUAAAUGAUUUGUAUGUUGAAGAUUUAUC
Molecule: messenger RNA, 4064 nt
Organism: Lytechinus pictus (painted urchin)
Lineage: Eukaryota; Metazoa; Echinodermata; Echinoidea; Temnopleuroida; Toxopneustidae
Product: sialin-like
Exons: 10
Coding region: 219-1856 (545 amino acids)
Biological process (GO): monoatomic anion transport; transmembrane transport
Cellular component (GO): membrane
Molecular function (GO): transmembrane transporter activity
Source: RefSeq, a predicted model, not a curated record